AUUCCGCCCCCUAAUUCUUCUUCGUUCGUGAACUCGUUUCCGUUCGCCCACCCGGAAAGCGCAGGGCCAUGUGUCUGUCACACAUUCUGCUGUGAGUAGGAGAGAUUUCGCAGGUUCCGCUGAAUUUCCAAUCUCUGUGGCGGUUAGGUGGUGCUACUGAGAAAUCGGAACCAGACUGUCAGGACAUUCGGAUGCUUGCAAGCUGUAGACACAGACUAUGUGAUAGCCACAUGUGGGACCGAUCUUAGCUGAGCUGAACUGAACUGAAGUGAGCUGAGCUCAGUGAAAAUCCGGAGCGACCUGGACGGAAGCGGAGUCAGCUUGUUGCGCGUGCUUGAAGCUUAGAGGAUCCUUCCUUCGCUGCUGGAAUUCGCGCGAUUCUGGUGCUUUCAGUUACAGGUGAAUAAAGCAUGGAAGGAAGGGGCCUGCAGCGCGCUGCCCAGCUGGCGAGGCACAUCUGCGCAAACCAAGGGGCGAGCCAGUUUGAACGUAUCCAUAAGCUUGAAGAUCCCUUGAAACCUGUUCAGUGGAGAUCUUGUUCGGUGGGAGGUGUUGACUUUGAGGAGAUUUUGUAUGAAAAAUCUGUUGGUGAGGGGAUAGCAAAGGUGACCAUCAACAGGCCAGAGUGCCGAAAUGCCUUCACUCCAAAGACCGUGGAGGAGAUGCAGCGUGCCUUUCAGGAUGCUCGUGACGACAGCGAUGUUGGUGUCGUGAUUUUAACAGGCAAGGGAACGAAAGCGUUCUGCAGUGGAGGAGACGUUGCUGUCCGCUCAAAGCAGGGCUAUGUUGGUGAUAAUCAGAUUCCUAGACUGAAUGUCCUAGAUUUGCAGAUACAAAUUCGGAGACUUCCGAAGCCGGUCAUAUGUAUGGUUGCAGGGUAUGCCGUUGGAGGUGGACAUGUUUUACAGCUCGUUUGUGAUCUUACUAUUGCAGCAGACAAUGCUGUUUUCGGCCAGACCGGACCGAAGGUCGGGAGUUUCGACGCCGGCUUCGGAGUUAGUGCUAUGACUCACAUGAUCGGUGCAAGGAAGACUAGGGAGGUUUGGUUUCUGACACGUCUAUACGACGCCCAGGAGGCUCUGAGUAUGGGCCUUUGCAACACUGUUGUACCGCUGGACAAAUUGGAGGAGGAGACAGUGAAGUGGUGUCGUGAGAUACUGCAAAAUAGCCCUACAGCUAUCCGAGUCCUCAAGGCAUCUAUCAAUGCCACCGAAGCCAACUCCGAUGCUCAGGCGAUGGCUGGAAACUCGACGCUCAUCUUCUACAACUCGGAAGAAGCUGAAGAAGGAAGGAAAUCGUACUUGGAGAAACGAAAGCCAGAUUUCUCAAAGUUCAAAAGACUUCCUUGAGUCCGCUUCAACGCGUUGCUUGGAAGAUCACACUCGAGGCAAUGAAUGCCCUUCGUAGAUGAGACCGCCGUCGAUGAGCUCACCUCUGUGGUCUGAAUUCUGAGCUCCAAUGAGCUUCCGCCGUGCAGUGACAAAUUGAGUACAAACACCAGCUCCAAAUAUAAGCAGAGACUUUUGUCCGUGAUUCUUAUAAGGGAAGUGCUAUUGCAUUCACCUUGCUGUAGGGAGCUGGGUAAGGUCGUUCACCUUCCAAAAUUCGAUCAUCACCAAUAAAAAAAAAGUUCUCCAUCUCAACGAAGUCCGUGGAGGCUUCUCGGAAACAUCAG
Molecule: messenger RNA, 1675 nt
Organism: Marchantia polymorpha subsp. ruderalis
Lineage: Eukaryota; Viridiplantae; Streptophyta; Marchantiopsida; Marchantiales; Marchantiaceae
Source: the annotation of a GenBank genome assembly